Messenger RNA from Helianthus annuus (common sunflower), 1896 nucleotides. RefSeq lists its product as uncharacterized. The transcript is spliced from 6 exons. The record is from RefSeq and is a predicted model, not a curated record. The coding region runs from base 1 to 1896 and encodes 631 amino acids. NCBI's taxonomy places the organism in Eukaryota, Viridiplantae, Streptophyta, Magnoliopsida, Asterales, Asteraceae.
AUGACAUGGCAUGAUGAAGGGCGCCCAAAAGAUGGAAAUAUACGACGUCCUGCAGAUGGAGAAAGCUGGAAGGAAUUUGAUUCUUUGUAUCCUCACUUUGCUAAAGAAACGAGAAAUGUGAGGUUAGGGUUGUCAAGUGAUGGAUUUAACCCAUUUCGAACAGCGAGCGUUUCUCAUAGCACUUGGCCUGUGGUAUUGAUUAACUACAAUUUGCCUCCAUGGAUGUCACUAAAACCAGAAUAUUUUAUGUUGUCUUUGUUAAUUCCUGGACCCGAGUCACCGGGUAAUAACAUAGAUGUUUAUUUACAACCUUUAAUUGAUGAGCUUAAAGAAUUGUGGGAUGAUGGAUUGGAGACAUAUGAUAAAUCUAAAGAUGAAACAUUUAAAAUGUAUGCAGCCUUAACAUGGACCAUUAGUGAUUUUCCAAGUUAUUCCAUGUUGUCGGGGUGGAAAACAAAGGGAAAAUUUGCAUGCCCAUGUUGUAACUAUGAGACUAGUUCACUUUACUUGAAGCAUAGUAUGAAAACAUGCUAUAUGGAUCACCGCAGAUUUUUAAACGCUCAACACCCAUGGCGACGCAAUAAGAGUGCUUUCAAUGGCAAGAUUGAGAAAAGGCUUUCUCCAACACCCCUAUCAGGUGACGAAGCUUUGAGUGAGUUGUCUAGUUUUGAAAAUAUUUUUGGAAAGACUCAAAAGAAGAAAAAUGAUAGCACUUGUCCAUGGAAGAAAAGUGGGAAGUCAAAGGAUCACCCAAAAGCUCGAUUUGACCUUUUAGAACUCGGCAUCAAAGAACGGCUACAACCAAAACUUUCAAAUGACAGUAAGCAUGUUAUCAUGGAGAGCGCAUGUUUUUCAAUGUCUUCAAAGGAGAAAGUAAAUGAAGUUCGGCUUGGAGGACCUGUUCAGUAUAGAUGGAUGUUUCCCGUGGAGAGAUACCUAUGUAAGUUGAAGUCAUAUGUUCGUAACAAAGGCCAACCAGAGGGUUCCAUAGCUGAAGGGUAUUUAAUUGAAGAAUGUUUGACUAUUUGCUCACGUUAUAUGGAUGGAGAAAAUCCAAGACUGAAUAAGGGUGCGGAAGACGUUGAUGAGCUAGAUGAAGAAAAAGAAUUGGGUGGACCAAAGUUAAUGAUUAUAUCACUGAGCAUGAAGCUCAUAUUGACAAUCAACCCCGAAAAACUCAAUGAGCACGUGCACAAGACCAUAGUCAUGAGUUCUCCGGUUGGUUCAAAGAUAAAGAGAUACAAGGGGUAUUAUGCCAACGGAUAUAGGUUUUCUACCAAAUCACGAGAUGAUAAAUGUCAAACUCAAAAUAGCGGUGUUUCAAUUACAGCUUUAACUCCUAACUUUGCGAGUUCUCGAGACAAAAGUCCAACCGUUGAGAAUGUUGACUACUAUGGUAGAAUUUUGGAUAUAAUUGAACUUGAUUACUGGUCCCAGUUCAGAGUUGUGUUAUUUCAUUGUGAGUGGUACCAAGUUGAGAAAGAUGAUUAUGGCUUAACAUGCGUUAAUAUGAAGAAGCUUUGCUAUUCAGAUGAUCCUUUUGUCAUGCCUUCACAAGUGAAACAAGUGUUCUAUAUACCGGAUCCUAUAGUAAAUGGGUUGCAUUAUGUUGUCGAUACGGUUCCAAGGGAAGUAUAUGACUUUGAUGAAGAAAGUAAUGAAACUGAUGAUGGGUCUUAUUGGUGUGAGCCUAAUGAAGAUAGGUUGGGUUAUUACACACAAGCCAGUGUGCAAGAGACCCGUUUGUCAAGAGAAGAUAUCCCUCCUCUUAUGGUUGACGUAAGUACAAAAUUGGAUGCCACGGAUGUUAUUGAUAGUGAGAAUGCUGAUGAUUCUGAUCAUUAUGAUGAUACAUUAUGGGAUUGGAUGCACCCAGAUGAAGAUGAUGACAAUUGA